AUGUCUGCGACUACUCGCAAGCCCGGGACUCCGGGCAACUCGGCCAAAUCGUCAACAACCUCAGACAGUCCCUCGGUCAACGGCACCCCGUCGCGCGCCCAUUCUCGAUCUCCCAGCGCCGCGACAAAUGGCAUCUCCAGAUCUCCGUCACUUCGAGGCUCGACUCCCGUCUCUGCGCGCGCCGCCGCCCGGAAGCCCGGUCGGUCCAACCUCAGCAUGUCCAGCGUUCCGAAAGUUGCCUCCGACCCGACCGAAGAAGACGCCCGAGCGCAAAAUGCCGCCCUCAUUGACGAUCUCAAGGAGCAAUUGCAGAAAGCCGAAAGCGCCUCCGAACAAUAUCGCAAGCAGCUGGGCGUGCUCCAAAUGCGCCUCGAUGAGGCCGUGAGUGAGCAAGGCAAGCUGGACGAUCAGGCUCAUGAGAAAGAUAGUCGGAUCGAGGCCUUGAACGGUGAGAUUCGGGACCAUGUACGACAGAUUCGCGACCUGGAGCAAGCCCAUGAGCAGGAACGCAAUGCCAUGCUCCAGGAGAAGGAACAGCAAGCGAGCCGAGAAGAGGAAAUGCAGGCGACCAUCCAGCGCCUCAAGGAUUCGCUGGCUCAGAAGGACACCGACAAAAACGUCACCCGUUCUUCGAGCUUCCGUAAUCGCUCCUCUCCCGACGUCGACGGCCAAUUCGCACCCUCGUCGCAGCUUGAACGCAGCCCGUCCCGAAACAAUUCCAAAUUGCUCUUGCAGAAGGAUAAGCUGAUCGAGUCUCUCCGACUGGAACUCGCCGAGUCUCAGAUCAAGCUGGUGGAAAUGGAGAACAAAGGCGGGGGCCGCCAGCGGGAGCUGGAAAAGGAGCUCCUGGAGGCUCGGAUGGCCAACGCUCGCCUGAUGGAAGACAACGAGAGCUACCAGCUGCUUCUCAGUGAGAAGACGUUGAAUGGUGAUUUCACCAAGGGCGAUUUCAUGCGAGAUGCCCUCCCUGAUGCUACAGAUGCCAAGGAAUCCGGUGGCGGCUUGGGCUCACUGGCUGACGAGCUGGAAUCUGUAGACGAAAAGGCCGAGUUCGACGGCUCGCGCAAGCUCGAGUCGGAAGUGAAGGCCCUCAAAGACCAGAACAAAGCCUUGACUCUCUAUAUCGAACGCAUCAUCAGCCGGCUGCUUCAACACGACGGUUUCGAGACCAUCCUGGACAGGAACGAGAACGAAGCGCCCGCCAAACCCCCAGUGUCGAACAAUAAGGACCUUCCCCCAAUCCCCCCGGAGAAGGACGAUCCCACACAGCAGACCUUCCUGCAGCGAGCGAAGUCGGUUGUUGCGCCGAGCCGGCCUCCGCGAUCCCGUCCUGCGAGCUACAUGCCACCACCUCCUGCGCCGACAAGUGUACCGACCGCUCACGAGAACCCGGACACUGCUCCCAGCAUUCCGCUGAACCGGGGCCAGUCAGUGCGCUCUGGCCAUCGCAGAGCGAGAUCGGAACAGACGGACCCCGCGGCCGCGGCUGUCGUGGGCCAGAUGUAUCGCGGCCGGAACUCUGGUGGACCCAUUAGUCCCACUAUCAUGGGCCCCGGUUCCCGCCAAAGUGCAUUCUCUGGAGCGAGCUAUAUGUCCAGCAUGAGUGGCAGUGGACGUGCUCCCUCUUUGGGUAGCCAACCGGACCGCGGUCGGAUGAGCAGCUCGAACAGUGUCACAAGCGACCCUCCGGGUGACACUGCUUCCACUGGUGCCACUUCGAGUUCCCCCCGAUCUAGCACCGGUAUGACCAACUAUACUGGGGCGGUAAUGACCCAGAGCAAACUGCGUCCGCUGCGACUCGUUAGCGAGACCAAAGCUGCCGAAGAGGAGGAGGCUCGUAAGAAGGCAAACCGGGGAAGUUGGAUCCCCUGGUUCAACCGGCCCACUUCGAGCGAGUCGACCCAGCCUGCUUCAAACUGA
Molecule: messenger RNA, 1920 nt
Organism: Aspergillus terreus NIH2624
Lineage: Eukaryota; Fungi; Ascomycota; Eurotiomycetes; Eurotiales; Aspergillaceae
Exons: 2
Coding region: 1-1920 (639 amino acids)
Source: RefSeq, a predicted model, not a curated record